AGCAGAAGUGCUUCAGGCUUUCAGUUGCUGCUGAGCUGACAGCACCUGCGUUCUUCAGCUUGCUUUCCCCUUCCCACUUUCUGCACCCAACCUGUUCUUUUUGAUUCGAGAGUCCUGACCCCGCCUUCUGGAACAGCUCUGCCAUCAGACUACACGGUUCCCCAUGUGGAUCCUCUGUCUACCAGACUUAGCCCCAUCCCGAGAAGGCCACUUCCUUCUGACUUCAGAAAGCUUCCCACCCAUUUCCCUUCAUUCCUGUGACGUCCACCCCACCCCCACCCUCCUCUUCACCUCCCAGGUCUGCUCUCAGCACGUCCCUCAUUCCCCUUAUUUUCUACUCCCUUUUGGUAUGGGGUACAGUCAGCUGCUCCUUCUUUGGUCUCUGUCCCCCUCUUCCUCAGCCACCCCCAAGUGUCCUCCUUUCCUCCAUCCCUCUGGCUGCCCUGGGUGAGAAAAGCAGACUCAAUUUACCACUUAAAGUUUCAAUACUCCCUGUCAUGCUCCUGUACCUUCGAAUAUUUGGAAGAGAAAACGGGUGAGCAGAAGUCUUUCUCCCUGGCCUAUCUGAAGGGCAGUAGAAAUUUGAAUGGAAAAUAAGCUAGGGCAGGUGGUGGUCAGGAAGGGGGUACUAGGGGGCUGGGAGUCCAAGGAUGGACUUCCUCUGGGCACUGAGGGAGCCAGAAUGGAGAAGGUCAGGUGGGCUGCAGAGUCCUGGGGAAGGACCAGUGUCUGUGUUUGCAGGAUACUUGGGCAUUGGACAGUGGGGUUCCAGCUGCCGUCACUUGAUGCCCGGCUUCUGCCCCUCACCGCUCCACCCCCUACCUAGAUCAAUAUGUGGCCCAGACCUAGAGAGGGCCCUGGGCUCGCCACUGUCCCGGCUCUGCCCUCCCUGUCCCGCCUCCCCCCGCCCCACUGGCCGGUCCCCACGCCCACACCCGGGGCUGCCUCAUCUGGCACUGAUUAUCCUCCUGCCGCUGCCGCUGCUGCCGCGAAGCUCGGCCGCUGCCUCUGUCCCGAGGACCCCAGCACCUCUCCCCUCCGGCCAUGCUGCGUGCCACGGCCUCCCUCCUGGGGCCCCUCCUCACUGCCUGGGCGCUGCUGCCCCUCGCCCAGGGCCAGGCCACCAACUACACCAGACCUGUGUUCCUGUGCGGAGGGGCCGUGACUGGGGAGUCAGGUUACGUGGCAAGUGAGGGUUUCCCCAGCCUCUACCCCCCCAACAAGGAGUGUAUCUGGAUCAUAACGGUCCCUGAGGGUCAGGUUGUGUUCCUCUCCUUCCGAGUCUUCGACCUGGAGCUGCACCCAGCCUGCCUCUACGAUGCUCUGGAGAUCUUUGCCGGGGCUGGGACUUCGGGCAAACGGCUCGGACGCUUCUGCGGGACCUUCCGGCCGGCGCCCGUAGUCGCCUCGGGCAACCAGGUGACCCUGCGAAUGACGGCGGACGAGGGCACCGGGGGACGCGGCUUCCUGCUCUGGUACAGCGGGCGGGCCACCUCCGGCACUGGCCCCCCCCCAGGCGCGAGGCGGAAAUGGGUCACCGACCCGCGGGUGGAAUGGGCGGCCUGGGGUUACUGGGACGAGCACCAGUUUUGUGGGGGGCGACUGGAGAAGGCCCAGGGAACCCUGACCACGCCCAACUGGCCCGAGUCCGAUUACCCCCCGGGCAUCAGCUGUUCCUGGCACAUCAUCGCGCCCUUGGGCCAGAUGAUCUUGCUGACCUUCGUGAAGUUUGACUUGGAGCCCGACACCUACUGCCGCUACGAUUCGGUCAGCGUGUUCAACGGAGCCGUGAGCGACGACGCCAAGAGGCUGGGGAAGUUCUGCGGGGACAAGGUUCCCGGCCCCAUCUCCUCCGAGGGGAAUGAGCUCCUCGUCCAGUUCGUCUCGGACCUCAGUGUCACGGCCGAUGGCUUCUCGGCCAACUACCGGAUCCUGCCAAGGGGCACUGCCGAAGAAGGGCCGGGUCCCAAGCCGGAAGCCGGGCCCAAAGUUAAGCCCCCCACCACGCCCCAGCUCUCACCUGCAGAGAAGCCAAAGGUCGCACCUGAGGCCAAGGGGACUGGGAUGGACCCCGAUGCACCCAGCGUCCCCUGCCCAAAACAGUGCCGGCGGACAGGCACCUUACAGAGUAACUUCUGUGCCAGCAGCUUGGUGGUGACCGCAACAGUGAAAUCCAUGGUUCGAGGCCCAGGUGAGGGCCUCACUGUCACCGUCAGUCUCAUUGGUGCUUACAAAACCGGAGGCCUGGACCUGCCGUCUCCACCCACUGAUGCUCCCUUGAAGCUUUACGUGCCCUGCAAGCAGUGCCCCCCUUUGAAGAAAGGAGCCAGUUAUCUGCUGAUGGGCCAGGUGGAAGAGGACAGAGGCCCCGUCCUUCCCCCAGAGAGCUUCGUGAUCCUCUACCGGUCCAACCAGGACCAGAUCCUCACCAACCUGAGCAAGAAGUGCACCUCCUAGACCCGGCCGCCUGCCAGGUCCCAGGCCUGAGACCCAGGCCGGCCUUAGGCCCCCACCCCACAAGCCCCCUUUUGCAUCCAAAUAAAUGGUUCUUGACUGAGGAA
This is a messenger RNA of Choloepus didactylus (southern two-toed sloth), 2561 nucleotides long. It is a transcript of the gene PCOLCE, whose product is annotated as procollagen C-endopeptidase enhancer. The record is from RefSeq and is a predicted model, not a curated record. Gene Ontology annotation, molecular function: protein binding. Lineage: Eukaryota; Metazoa; Chordata; Mammalia; Pilosa; Megalonychidae. Bases 1045 to 2457 code for a protein of 470 amino acids. The transcript is spliced from 10 exons.